Hyposmocoma kahamanoa is the source of this 641-nucleotide messenger RNA. Its product is annotated as chromatin-remodeling ATPase INO80-like. The coding region runs from base 132 to 641 and encodes 169 amino acids. The record is from RefSeq and is a predicted model, not a curated record. NCBI's taxonomy places the organism in Eukaryota, Metazoa, Arthropoda, Insecta, Lepidoptera, Cosmopterigidae. The transcript is spliced from 4 exons.
UGCGCCGCUCAGGCGGCGACAUUGACAGCGUUUUGUCGAAUAUUCUCGUUCGCCAUUUUGUGAAUACCGCAGUAUUUAGAGUUAAGUAACAAUCGUGAGGUCAUCCCGGGGGAUAGCAAAUCCUGUACGGGAUGAUGUCGAAAACUAAAACUUUACUGGGUAAAACCCCACUGAAAAAUCAUGAUUCUGCUAAGCCGGUGCAUAUUCAAAGGCUGGAAUCUGCGGUGGACAUUCGACCGUUUGUCACGCAGGUGGAAAAGUUCUUAAACUCCGAUGGUAUUACUGACAGCGAUGACGAAUCUGAUAAGUCGAUCGUUAACGAGACCGCAAAAGGAGACAAAUCUAUACGUGGUGUACGCACGUCUAAGAAAGACCGUCAGGGUGAUCGCCAACGUCUGUAUAAUUUUGCAUCAGUGGGCACAGAAAGAGAGUGGAUUCGCAAAGCUUUGCUUUCUUCAGAAUCGGAAGUUAGUGAUGAGGACACACCUGCAGGAAAAAAGAAAAGAAUUAAAAGGCUUUUGAAAGAAAAAACCUUUAACAAUAAAUAUCUUAAAGACUACUAUAAAGAUGCAGGGCUAUGGACCCCUCCCCGCGCUUCUCCCGUAACUCGUUCGGUGCCCAUGCAGCUAACAGAUUCAUGA